Molecule: messenger RNA, 2244 nt
Organism: Trichoderma citrinoviride
Lineage: Eukaryota; Fungi; Ascomycota; Sordariomycetes; Hypocreales; Hypocreaceae
Product: MIF4G-domain-containing protein
Exons: 2
Coding region: 1-2244 (747 amino acids)
Biological process (GO): mRNA splicing, via spliceosome
Cellular component (GO): catalytic step 2 spliceosome
Molecular function (GO): RNA binding; protein binding
Source: RefSeq, a predicted model, not a curated record
AUGGCGGCCGUCGUCGACAUGCCGCACCGCGAGCGCGGCAAGCAACAGCGAGAUGGCGGCGACUCCUACCGCCCCUCCAGGGCUGCGCGCUCGCCCCCUCCCGCGCCCGCGCCCGUGCCCGUGCGGACGGAGGAGGAGAAGCAGGCGGCGGCAAAGGCCGAGUACGAGAAGCUGCUCAACAUGCGGUCGGGCGGCACGUACAUCCCGCCGGCGAGGCUGAGGGCGCUGCAGGCGCAGAUCACGGACAAGAGCAGCAAGGAGUACCAGCGGAUGGCGUGGGAGGCGCUCAAGAAGAGCAUCAACGGCCUGAUCAACAAGGUCAACACGGCCAACAUCAAGCACAUUGUGCCCGAGCUGUUUGGCGAGAACCUGGUGCGCGGCCGCGGCCUCUUCUGCCGCUCCAUCAUGAAGGCCCAGGCCGCGAGCUUGCCCUUUACGCCCAUCUACGCGGCCAUGGCGGCCAUUGUCAACACCAAGCUGCCGCAGGUCGGCGAGCUGCUGGUCAAGCGCCUCAUCAUGCAGUUCCGCAAGGGCUUCAAGCGCAACGACAAGGCCGUGUGCCUGUCGUCGACCACCUUCCUCGCCCACCUCAUCAACCAGCAGGUCCAGCACGAGAUGCUGGCUGGCCAGAUCCUGCUGCUGCUGCUGCACAAGCCGACGGACGACAGCGUCGAGAUCGCCGUGGGCUUCUGCAAGGAGGUAGGGCAGUACCUGGAGGAGAUGCAGCCUGCCAUUUCCAUGGCCGUGUUCGACCAGUUCCGCAAUAUCCUUCACGAGUCCGACAUCGACAAGCGAACGCAGUACAUGAUUGAGGUGCUCUUCCAGAUCAGGAAGGACAAGUUCAAGGAUCACCCGGCCAUCAAGGAGGAGCUGGAUCUGGUGGAGGAGGAGGAUCAGAUCACGCACAAGGUGGAGCUUGACGGCGAGAUUGACGUGCAGGACGGGCUCAACAUCUUCAAGUAUGACCCGGAGUGGGAGGAGCAUGAGGAGGCCUACAAGAAGCUCAAGGCAGAGAUUCUGGGCGAGGCCAGCGAUGACGAGGAGGGCGACGACGACGAUGAGGAGGAUGAGAGUUCCGAGGACGAAGAAAACGAAGAGGCCAAGGCCAUGGAGAUCAAGGACCAGUCCAACGCCGACUUGGUCAAUCUGCGAAGGACCAUCUAUCUCACCAUCAUGUCGAGUGCCGACCCAGAGGAAGCAGUCCACAAACUGAUGAAGAUCAACCUGCCCGUCGGCCAGGAACCCGAGCUGCCCUCAAUGAUCGUCGAGUGUUGUUCGCAGGAGAAGACGUACACCAAGUUCUUUGGCCUGAUUGGCGAGCGCUUUUCCAAGAUCAACCGCCUGUGGUGCGAUCUCUUCGAACAGGCCUUUGUCAAGUAUUACGAGACGAUCCACCGAUACGAGAACAACAAGCUACGGAACAUUGCCAUGCUGUUCGGCCACAUGUUUGCUUCCGACGCUCUGGGCUGGCACUGCCUCUCCGUCAUUCACCUCAACGAGGAAGAGACCACGUCGAGCAGCCGUAUCUUCAUCAAGAUCCUCUUCCAGCACAUUUCCGAGGAAAUCGGCAUAGCUAAGCUCCGGGCACGCAUGACUGACGAGACGCUCCGGCCCAGCCUCGAAGGCCUCUUCCCCAGGGAAAACCCUCGCAACAUCCGAUUCUCCAUCAACUACUUCACCAGCAUCGGCAUGGGUGUCUUGACCGAGGAGAUGCGAGAGCACCUCAUGAACAUGCCCAAGCCUGCGCUGCCCGCCCCUCCUGCUCAGGACCGCUCGGAUACGGACUCGGCCGUCGGGAUGCCAGCAGAAGCCGAAGCUACUCGUCGCGCUCCUCACGGUCACCGCCACCGCGGACCCGUGGUCGCGCACGAAGCAACUCGUACAGCUCCCACAGCCGAUCCCCCUCUUCGCCCCGACGCAGCAGAGCCGCAGACUCGGCCAGUCCGCCUCCUCGCAGGGGUCGACCGCGUCAAAGCCCAGGCGGUCCCGCAGGUCGGAGGAACAGCUCGUCUGUCAGCAGCGGAGGACCCCGGAAGAAGCUCCGGCGGGACAGUCGAUCGCCAUCCCGCGACUACUCGUCCCGGUCCCCGUCGGGGUCUCGCUCCCCUCCGCCGGCUGCUGCGCGUGGCCGAAGGGGCUCUUAUACGCCGUCACGCAGCCGCAGUCCGCCUCCUCCGCGCAGGGCGAGAGACGGCUCGGCGGGUCGUCCGAGGGCGGCGAGGUCGCCUAGUCCUUUGCCGAUGA